Molecule: messenger RNA, 1614 nt
Organism: Ambispora leptoticha
Lineage: Eukaryota; Fungi; Glomeromycota; Glomeromycetes; Archaeosporales; Ambisporaceae
Source: the annotation of a GenBank genome assembly
AUGCCUGAUUCGUUUUUUAAGCGAGAAUUCGCACCAAAACGUCUCGCCUUUUGGAUAUUUUGGUUUACUAGUCACAUUGGACUUUUUGUUUACGGCUUUCUUAAGCAAAAAGACGAUCCAGAGCUAGCGAAUCUAAAUGUGCUUCAAUUAUCGGUAUGGAUGUCACGUGGUGCUGGACUAUGUUUGGCGUAUGACGGGGCAAUAAUCUUGUUGCCAGUUCUCAGAAAUGUGAUAAAGUAUUUGAGACUUACAUUUCUUUCUCGUAUCAUUCCAUUCGAUGAGAAUAUUUGGUUUCAUCGACAAGUCGCAUAUUCGAUGUUGCUCUGGACAUUGGUGCACACAUUUUCACAUUAUAUAAAUUUUUACAGAUUAGAGAUGAUUACCAAUGGAGCGAGACCAGCAUGGAAAACACAUUAUGAGACAUGGGGAGGACUCACCGGACAUGCAAUGUUGCUAAUGAUGUUAUUAAUGUACACAUCAGCACAUAAUAAAAUCAGGAAAACGAGUUUCGAGACAUUUUGGUAUACACAUCAUUUGGCAUUCUUUUUUAUGCUAUGUUUAUAUUUUCAUGGGUAUGGAUGUUUUGUGAGGACAGCAAAUAACGUGUGUAAAGGUUAUCGAUCAUGGAGAUUCACUAUUUGGUCUGGAGGGUUUUAUUUAUUUGAACGUAUAUUACGCGAGAUCAGAGCACGACAAUCAACUCAAAUCACUAAAGUUAUUUCUCACCCAGAAAGAACUAUCGAACUUCAGUUUUCGAAACCUUCAUUCCAUUAUAAACCUGGGCAAUAUUUGUUUCUAAAUAUUCCCGAAAUUUCCAAGCUUCAAUGGCAUCCAUUUACUAUCACUUCAGCACCCGAUGAUCCUUACGUUUCUGUACAUAUUCGACAAGUUGGUGAUUUUACUACGGCACUUGGUGAUUUAUUUGGCUGCAAGACGGAUUAUAAUAGAGGAGGUGAUCAAAAAGGAGAUACAAAAUAUGAUGAAAUGAAUAAACAAGAAGAGAUCUCUCUGUCUACAUUAAAAUUACCUUCUCUUAAGAUUGAUGGACCAUAUGGUGCUCCUGCUGAAGAUGUAUUUAAAAAUGAGAUUGCAAUUUUGAUUGGAUGUGGAAUUGGAGUUACCCCUUUUGCUUCCGUAUUAAAAAAUAUUUGGUAUCAACAUAAAAAUAAUCGUCCAUCAAAACUACGCCGUGUAGAACUCUUUUGGAUAUGUCGCGAAAUAGGAUCAUUCGAAUGGUUUCAAUCCCUUCUGAAAUUGUUCGAAUCAACAAAAAUGGAGAGUGGGUUCCUCAAAUUUCACAUUUAUCUCACUUCGAAACUACGACAUUCCACCAUCGAAAAUAUCAUCUAUAAUGAUGUAAAGGGAGAAUACGAUCCAUUGACUUAUCUCACCUCGAGAACUCAUUAUGGUCGACCAAAUUUCACGUCGAUUUUCGAUCAAAUGAAAAGACGAAUCGAAAAUGGAGAAUAUUUACCGGGUAAAGUGCGUGAUGUCUCUACUAAUGUCGGCGUUUAUUAUUGUGGUCCGAAUGUAUUGGCAAAGAGUAUAAAGGCUGAAACAAAGAGAGUGACUACUCCCGGUGUUAUAUUUAAUUUCCAUAAAGAACAUUUUUGA